AUGUUCCAAGAUACUGGCAAGUUAGAUGAUGUAAUUGAAGCUGUGGAACAUGCUGCAAAAAUCACCAAGUAUGUUUAUAACCAUUGUCAUCUGUUGUAUUUGAUGAUAAAAUUUACAGGUGGGAAAGAAAUACUUCGUCCAGAUCCAACCCGUUUUGCCACAAAUUUCAUUGCUUUGCAAAGUAUAUUGGCUCAAAAAGAUGCACUAAGAGAAAUGGUAACAUCAAGAGAUUGGAUAAGUUCAGCUUAUUCCAAGGAUGUGAAGGCAAAAAAAUUUGUGGAGCAAGUGUUAGACUCUAAAUUUUGGAAACAAUGUGCUGAUAUUGUAAAACUUACUGAGCCACUUGUACGUGUAUUGCGUAUUGUUGAUAGUGAAGAUAAGCCUGCCAUGGGUUUUCUUUAUCAGGCCAUAAUUAAAGCUAGAGAGGAGAUGGUGAGGAGAUUUCAAAGAAAUAAGAAGAAGGUGGAGCCAUAUUUGAAAAUCUUAGAUACUCGUUGGGAUUCACAGCUUCGUAAAAAUUUGCAUGCUGCAGGUUAUUGGUUAAAUCCAGGAUGUCAUUUUAAUAUAGAUGAAUUUGAAAAAUAUGAGCUCACAACAUCUGGCCUUUUGGAUGUCAUUGAGAGGUAUUCUUUUGGGAAUUCUGAGUUGCAAGCUAAAUUGACAAAUGAGAUGAGGAUAUUCAAAGCUGCUGAAGGUGAUUUUGGAAGGCAAUCAGCUUUACGUGAACGAAAUACAAUGAUGCCAGAUAAAUGGUGGGAAUGUUAUGGCUUUGGUGCACCAAACUUGAGAAAAUUAGCAAUUCAUAUCCUAAGCCAAACUUGUAGUGCCUCGGGCUGUGAGCGAAAUUGGAGUAUAUUUGAGCAAAUUCAUUCAAAAAAGAGAAAUAGGUUGCACCACAAAAAGCUUAAUGAUCUUGUCUAUUUUUGUUGCAACUUGAACCUGCAAACAAGGGAUCAAACGAAGCGCCAAAAUUAUGACCCAAUUGAUUUGGCAAUGAUUGAGGAGCAUUGUGAUUGGAUUUUGGAGAUGUCACCAACAUUAUUAAAUGAUGAAGAAGAGGAAGUUUUACGUCAAAACAUAGACUUGAAUGUCGUUCCACUAUUUGCAAAUGAUAUUGAUCAAUUAAAUUUGGAUGAGGAUGAAGAUAAUGAUGCAGAUUCACACAACGUGGAAGUUAUAGCCCAAAAUGAAAGCAAUGAUGGUCAAGGUUUAGAUGAGUUUGGUGGGCCUGAAUUCAUUGAUGCAACUUUGGAACCAUGGGCAUAG
Messenger RNA from Gastrolobium bilobum, 1266 nucleotides. RefSeq lists its product as uncharacterized. The record is from RefSeq and is a predicted model, not a curated record. Lineage: Eukaryota; Viridiplantae; Streptophyta; Magnoliopsida; Fabales; Fabaceae. Bases 1 to 1266 code for a protein of 421 amino acids. The transcript is spliced from 4 exons. Gene Ontology annotation, molecular function: protein dimerization activity.